ACACACACACACACACUCAAGAGUUUCUAAACUAUUAUCUGUUGAACACAAAAGGAGAUAAUGUGAAGAAUGCUGGAGCAGACACUGACGUCCACAAGAGCAGAAAUACUGAUGAAACUCAAACAGGUCUGGAGCAGUGGAGAACACACACGCGCGCACACACACACACGCACGCACACACACACACACACACUGAAUGAAGAUGAAGCGCUUCAGAAUACAGCAGAGUGUAAACAGCCGACGCUGAACUGCUGCUCUAAUAACACUGACGACACACUGAUGACCAUCAUUCCUGACUGAUACACACAUGACUGUGUGUGUGUGUGUGUGUGUGUGUGUGUUGAGCUGUUUCAGCAGAUAAAAGUGGAACUGAGUCACAUGAGUCUCUCUCUCACACACACACACACACACACACACAGAGAGAGUAACAGUAUGGUGGUUUGUCCUCCUCAGGCCUGGUUGACCUUUGCCCCCGUGGCGGGUCAGAGUGCGCAGCUGCUGUGUGUGUCUCUGCCGCUGGUGAACUGGCUCUCGCUGGUGUUUGUGCUGGCGGCCGUCGUCUGCAGCUUCAGCAGCAUGUGGGUUCUGGACACGCUGGGACUGCGCUGCUCGCUGAUCGGCAGCUCCUGGCUGAACGCAUAUCUUCUACAAAAUUCUCUGCAGAACGAGCAAAAGAUGUCUGCAGAUGCGUCUGGGCCUACUGAUGAUGAUGAUGAUGAUGAUGGUGAAAUCACAGCGGCUCUGUGCCUGAGUGCUUUAGCGCAGCCGCUAGUCAUCUUCGCUCCCACUAAACUAGCAGCUCUGUGGUUCCCGGAUCACCAGCGGGCCACGGCUAACAUGCUAGCAUCCAUGGGUAACCAGCGCACACACACACUGACUCUUGUCUUGACGUUGUGUGCAGCUCAGACUAACUGUGUGUGUGUGUGUGUGUGUGUGUGUGUGUGUGUGUCAGCAGCUCUUCAUGCUCUGCUUCUGUGCCACUUGUGUGUGUGUCCGUUUAUGUGGUGUCUGCAGCUCCUCAUAUACUCCAUACCCGCUGCAGUGGCCUGUCUGUUGGCCACUCUGGGCAUCCAUCAGGCGGUUCCACCGACUCCUGCAUCCGCCAGCAGCUCCAGCUCUGCUUCUGAACCCUUCCUACAGGGCAUCAGACAGGUACACACA
Messenger RNA from Danio rerio (zebrafish), 1161 nucleotides. The record is from RefSeq and is a predicted model, not a curated record. NCBI's taxonomy places the organism in Eukaryota, Metazoa, Chordata, Actinopteri, Cypriniformes, Danionidae.